Messenger RNA from Cajanus cajan (pigeon pea), 2397 nucleotides. The record is from RefSeq and is a predicted model, not a curated record. Lineage: Eukaryota; Viridiplantae; Streptophyta; Magnoliopsida; Fabales; Fabaceae.
AUGGAAGACAACCCAGCUUUGCGGAGGUUAUUUGAACAAAUCGAAUUGAUGCAACGACAACAUGCGGCGGAGAUGGAAAAUCUUCGUAAACAGCACGAAGUCGACCUGCAACAAUUACGUGCCGAGCAGGCUGCAUUUCGAGCCCAAUGGCAACAACAUCAACAACCACCUCACACACAUCAUGCUAGCCAUGUUCCUCCCACCGCGGGCGAGCAUGAGUCUUCUCCUGAUCCCACAUACCCGCCAGAACCCGCACGAACACACCGAUCCGUACAUACCCAUAUCAGCCAUCCUGAUCACGAUGCCACGCGACGACAUCCUUUCGUCGAUGGAAUUAUGGAAGUUCCUCUUCCCCCUGCUUGGAAGCCGUUGAAUAUCGAUAGGUACGACGGAGCCACUGACCCUGACGAGCACAUUGACGCAUACGUGACACAGAUCAACCUUUACACAAAUGACGACGCCAUCAUGUGUCGCGUAUUUCCAACAUCACUCAAGGGGGCCGCUCUUAGUUGGUACACGCAAUUACCACCCAGAUCGGUAGACAGUUUUGAUACGUUGGUCCGCCUCUUCUCUGCCCAAUACGCCACUAGCAGACCUCAUCAUAUUACUUCUGCGGCGUUAUCUAACUUGCGGCAACAAGACGAUGAAUCCCUCAGACAGUUCAUGGAACGUUUUGCCAAUGUCUCCAUCAAAAUCCGAAAUCUAAACCCCGAAGUUGCUCUCCACUCCAUGCUGAUGGCGCUCAAACCCGGACCUUUUGUCGACAGUCUGUGCCGACACCAACCAACAAGUAUGGACGAACUGAGAGCACGCGCCGCCGGGUACAUACAAAUGGAGGAACAUGCGGAAUUCGGUAACACUGUCCGAGAUGGUCUCAUUCUUAAAGGAGACUCCAGUAACAGGGAGAAGCAAAAGCAUCACUUUGAUCAAAGAUCAAAAAGACCUCGUCAAACGCGAAGCCCCAGGUAUGAUUUUUAUACACCUCUUAAUGCUCCUCGAGUCAAUAUUUUGGAGGAAGCUAACCAUGCAGAUCUGAUCUCCCUACCCCCUCCGGCCUACAACUCGGCCAAUGCCGACAAGAGCAAACACUGCCGAUAUCACCGAAAUCACGGGCAUACAACGGAGGAGUGUUGGAGUCUCAAAGAUAAAAUUGAAGAAUUGAUUCAAGCUGGUCAUCUUGGACAAUACAUCCAACGAGGUCAAACUUCUCGUGGAGGUUUCCGAGGACGCGGUAGAGGACGAGGUCGGUAUCCAAACCGAUACCAAGGACGUCACCAUGGUCAUCAAGGUCAUCAAGAGCAUGGCAAUUACCAACAUGCACCUGCGCGUGAAGAAAAUAAACCCAGUGCAAACAGUGCCGAUCCACAGCAUGGAGAAAAACCCUCUAACGACAACAACUUGCGUGGAAUCAUUAAUACCAUUUCCGGGGGUUUCGCCGGAGGAGGAAGUUCUAACUCCGCCAGGAAGCGGCAUUUACGCAAUGUUCAUAACAUCAACAAUCCCCACAAUUUGGACCCCAAAAUGAACCCCUCCAAUCCUCCCAUCGUUUUCACUGAUGACGAUUACGCAGGCUUAAGCCUCAACCAAGAUGACCCCAUGAUCAUCUCGGUCGAGGUGGCUAACUGGGAAGUUCAGAAAACCCUGAUUGACCAGGGAAGCUCUGCCGAUGUGCUUUAUUGGCCCACCUUUUUGAAGCUCGACAUCCCCCAUACCAUGAUUCAACCAUAUUCUGAACCUCGUCUGGGGUUCGCAGGUGAGCGAGUUCAUACUCGUUGUUUUGUUGAGCUAUUAACCUCUUUUGGUACAGGCCAAACUUCCAGAAGAGUGUUGGUGAAGUAUUUAUUGGUUGACGCUGCCACCUCUUACAACAUCCUUAUCGGGAGACCAACAUUGAAUCAGUUGGGAGCAAUCGUAUCAACACCCCAUCUAACCAUGAAGUUUCCGGGCACAGAUGGACGCAUCAUAGCUGUAAAAGCUAACCAACAAAUAGCAAGGCAAUGUUACGCUCAAAGUUUGAAGAUUGCGCCGUUAAAGAUUGCACCAAUCAAUAAACCCAAGGUUCCGAGUUCCUCUGUCGUGGCACACCUCGGGAUAGAAGAAGCAGCCGAUCUGGAUCCCCGAGCUGACAUGCAUGAUUGCCGCCUCGACCCUGUGGAUGAACUAAUCGAAUUCCAGAUUGGCAAAAAGCCAAAUCAGUGCACUAAGAUUGGGAAGCACAUUGACACUGAAGUUCAAGGUAAAAUCAUGUCAAUACUUAUUGAAAACGCUGAUCUUUUUGCAUGGAGUAGUGCAGAUAUGCCAGGAAUCGAUCCCAACUUCAUUUGCCAUAAAUUAGCCAUUCACAGGGAGGCAAAACCUAUAUCUCAGAAACACAGGAAAAUUGGAGGCGAAAGAUGA